This is a messenger RNA of Engraulis encrasicolus (European anchovy), 594 nucleotides long. RefSeq names its product transcription factor MafG-like. NCBI's taxonomy places the organism in Eukaryota, Metazoa, Chordata, Actinopteri, Clupeiformes, Engraulidae. The transcript is spliced from 3 exons. The record is from RefSeq and is a predicted model, not a curated record. Gene Ontology annotation, molecular function: RNA polymerase II cis-regulatory region sequence-specific DNA binding; DNA-binding transcription factor activity, RNA polymerase II-specific. Gene Ontology annotation, cellular component: nucleus. Gene Ontology annotation, biological process: regulation of transcription by RNA polymerase II; regulation of epidermal cell differentiation. Bases 1 to 516 code for a protein of 171 amino acids.
AUGAGUACCACACACAAAUCCAGUAAGACGCUCAAGGUGAAGCGUGAGCCGGGGGCCAAUGGCACAUACCUGUGUGACGACGAGCUGGUCACCAUGACGGUGCGCGAGCUGAACCAGCACCUGCGCGGCCUGACCAAGGAUGAGAUCGUGCAGCUCAAGCAGCGUCGGCGCACGCUCAAGAACCGCGGCUAUGCCGCCAGCUGCCGCAUCAAGCGCGUCACGCAGCGGCAGGAGCUGGAGCGCCAGCGCGAGCAGCUGCAGCAGGAGGUCGCCAAGCUCGCCACCGAGAACGCCGGCAUGCGGCUCGAACUCGACGUGCUGCGCUCCAAACUCGAGGCCCUGCAGACGUUCGCCCGCGCCGUGGCCCGCACGCCACUCGGGGUGGCAGGGGUGGGUGGUGCGGUGGGGGUUGGUGGUGGUGGUGGUGGACCACGUCAUGUGAUCGCGGCGUCGGGGAAGGUGGCAGCCACCAGCGUCAUCACCAUCAUCAAGUCCAAAGUGGAGACCAGGUCAUAACCAGGGGAGACGCCACGCCGCGCCGGGGGUCAAGAAGGUCAAGAAGAUGGAGGCUGUCAUAGUGAUUAUCAUCGUCAU